AUGAUUCCAAGCAGUGUGAGUCCCAGCAGUGUGAAUCCCAGCAGUGCAAAUCCCAGUAGCCUAGGUCCCAGCAGAGAGAAUCCCAGCAGUGUGGAUCCCAGCAGCGUCAGAGCCAGCAGUGUGAAACCCAGCAGUGUGAAACCCAGCAGUGCGAGUCUCAGUAGUAUGAAUCCCAGCAGCGUGAUUCCAAGCAGUGUGAAUCACAGUAGCCUUAGUCCCAGCAGUGUCUGUCCCAGCAAUGUUAGUCCCAGCAGUGUGAACCUUAGCAAUGUCAGUCCCAUUUGUGUGAAUCCCAGCAGUGAGAAUCUCAGCAGUGUGAAUCCUAGCAGUGUCAGUCCCAGCAGUGUGAACCCCAGCAGUGUGAAUCCUAGCAGUGUCAGUCCCAGCAGUGUGAGUACCAGCAGAAUGAAUACCUGUAGCCUGACUCCCAGCAGUGUCUGUCCCAGCAGAGUGAAUCCUAGUUUUGUGAAUCCCAGCAGUGUCAGUCCCAGACGUAUGACUCCCAGCAGUGUCAUUCCCAGGAGUGUGACUCUGAGCUGUGUCAAUCCCAGUAGUAUGAAUCUCAGCAGCAUGAGUCCCAACAGUGUGAAUCCCAGCAGUGUGAUUCCAAGCAGUGUGAAUCCCAGCAGCAUCAGUCCCUGA
Messenger RNA from Chiloscyllium plagiosum (whitespotted bambooshark), 642 nucleotides. The record is from RefSeq and is a predicted model, not a curated record. Lineage: Eukaryota; Metazoa; Chordata; Chondrichthyes; Orectolobiformes; Hemiscylliidae.